GGACGUAAAUAACCCGCGAGCCGCGAGUCAUGAGACAGAAACGAUGCUCUGAGACAGAAACGAUGCUCUGAGGAGGACACGCUCAUGAGACAAGUUUAACCCAACGAGGAGGACACUUUAAAGACACUACAGCUGAGAAACAUCCGAGGUCAGAGUGAAGCUGAUGUGCUGAAUAACUAAUGGGGUUGUUUGAUAAGUUGGCCUCAUGGCUGGGGUUGAAGAAGGAGGUGAAUGUGCUCUGUCUGGGUCUGGACAACAGCGGAAAAACCACCAUUAUCAACCAGCUCAAACCUUCAAAUGCCCAGACCCAAGACAUAGUUCCUACAAUCGGUUUUAACAUUGAAAAAUUCAAGACUUCCAGUCUGUCCUUCACUGUGUUUGAUAUGUCUGGCCAAGGCAGAUACCGAAACCUUUGGGAGCACUAUUAUAAGGAGGGCCAGGCUAUCAUAUUUGUCAUUGAUAGUGCGGACAAGCUGAGGAUGGUUGUGGCUAAAGAGGAACUUGACACGCUACUCAAUCACCCAGAUGUCAAACACAGGCGGAUCCCAAUUCUGUUUUUCGCAAACAAGAUGGAUGUACGAGAUUCACUUUCUUCAGUCAAAGUCUCACAGAUGCUUUGUCUGGAAAACAUCAAAGAUAAACCGUGGCAUAUCUGUGCAACCAAUGCUUUGAAAGGUGAAGGUCUGCAGGAGGGAGUCGACUGGCUUCAAGAUCAAAUCAAAACGAUGAGAACGUGAGGCCAUGAAGAGCAGCACUGACGAGCUGAACUAUAAACCAAUAAUCUAGAUUAUUUUAGGUGCAGUUUACAGCAUAUAUGUGAUCCAACAUAUUUAUGAAGAAAGACAUUUGUGUUGAAACAAAGAUCAUGUUUUACUUUCUGUCAAAUCAGGUCUUGUCUUAUAUUCACUUCAUCCAUAAUGAACUGUACAGUUUAUGACGAUGUGAGAUAAUAUGAGACGGCUAAACAGUUACAUCGGUGACAUAACAUAAUCUUCAUUCCUUUUAUAUUUACUGAAUAUGAAAAUCUUGUGCCAGUCGCCUGUUUUCAUCAGGUCUGCAUUGAGCAUGAAAUAAAAUCUUUUUUUAAUUGUUACUUACAUUCCAACGCUAACUGUUACGACUCCACGCUGUGCGUUAAAACAUAACGCCGGCUCCUCAUUGUUUAACAUUUUCCAGUUGAUAAAACUGUAGAAAGACGACAUAUUUGGAUAAACUGUAAAUACUGUGGGUGACAAAUGAUGUGUCAUAAUUUAUGUAUAUUUGGAUAUUUGAAGUAGUUUUUAUCUUGGCCUUAUUUUACUACAGAUGUUUUUUGAAGUUUAGAUGAAAUGUAAAUGUAUCACAAGCAGUUUUAUUUUAAAAUAAAUAAUUAGGGGGCGAAUCUUGAAUGUAACAGAUUUUCUUUAGCUUUAAAAUUAAUUCUCCAAUAACUGAAAGGAUAGAACUGCUUGUAUUUUGUUACAGUUGUAAUUUAAGAGAAAUAAAUAUGAAAAAUGU
Periophthalmus magnuspinnatus is the source of this 1497-nucleotide messenger RNA. RefSeq names its product ADP-ribosylation factor-like 6 (gene arl6). The transcript is spliced from 8 exons. The record is from RefSeq and is a predicted model, not a curated record. Gene Ontology annotation, molecular function: GTPase activity; GTP binding. The coding region runs from base 180 to 737 and encodes 185 amino acids. NCBI's taxonomy places the organism in Eukaryota, Metazoa, Chordata, Actinopteri, Gobiiformes, Gobiidae. Gene Ontology annotation, cellular component: cytoplasm; axoneme. Gene Ontology annotation, biological process: vesicle-mediated transport; cilium assembly; protein localization to cilium.